UUGUUUGGGCAUUUGCAGCACUCACUCUAGUUAGGAUUCCCCGUACCGUCUUAGGCCAACCCACUGAGUUUCCUCUACUCACUCUCUCCCCCCUCCAGACUCGAAUCAUGGGCGUCAUCCAUUACAGUCACGAGAUCUCUUGCCCGAUUCAUCCAGCGAGGAUGUUCAAGGCCUUGAUCCUUGAUUCCCACAACUUGAUUCCCAAGCUCAUGCCUCAAUCAGUAAAGAGCAUAGAGAUCGUUGAAGGAGAUGGAGAGGCUGGAAGCAUCAAAAAGAUCAGCUUCACUGAAAGCAGCCAUUUCAAGUACAUGAAGCACAGGAUUGAUGCAGUUGACAAGGAGAACUACGUGUGCAAGUAUACUUUGAUUGAAGGUGAUGUAUUGGGAGACAAGCUCCAGUCAAUUGCCUACGAGGUUAAGUUCGAAGGAUCUGCCGAUGGGGGAUGUGUGUGCAAGAUGACGAGCGAAUACCACACCGUGGGUGACUUUGAGAUCAAGGAAGAGGAUAUCAAGGCCGGAAAAGAGAAAGCCAUGGCAAUGCACAAGGUGGUGGAAGCCCAUCUCCUGGAGAACCCCCAUCUCUAUGCUUAAUAUUCUUAUUGCUUCACUCUGCUCCAUGUGGGAGAUGAGACAGCACUGUGUGGGUGGAUGCUUGCUUUCUUUUCAUGAUUGAUUUUUCUUUUGGAAGUUUGGCUUGAAGAAUAAGAAAUCCAUGUCCAUCAUCAGUUGGAUAUUGUUUGAAUAAUAUUUGAUUAAUACAAAUACAUUUUGUGGGUUUUGGAAUUCA
This is a messenger RNA of Nelumbo nucifera (sacred lotus), 786 nucleotides long. RefSeq names its product pathogenesis-related protein STH-2-like. The record is from RefSeq and is a predicted model, not a curated record. Gene Ontology annotation, biological process: abscisic acid-activated signaling pathway; defense response. Gene Ontology annotation, molecular function: protein phosphatase inhibitor activity; abscisic acid binding; signaling receptor activity. Lineage: Eukaryota; Viridiplantae; Streptophyta; Magnoliopsida; Proteales; Nelumbonaceae. Gene Ontology annotation, cellular component: cytoplasm; nucleus.